AGAAGUAGGAAAACAUUUUUAGUCUAAAAUUAAUUUUGACUGGUUCCCAUCUGCCAGAGGUAUGAGAAUCAACAUGUUCUUUUGCUCUACCACAAUGCUCCAUCACGCCUGUAUCCAGUUAGACCCAUCUGUUCCUGUUAGCUAAAAGAUUUCGUAUCUAUGAGAAGUUACUGUGUCUCAUCUCUGCAACUGUCUUCUUAUGAGCAGAUAUUUGAAGAGAAUCUUAACUUGGGAUUAGGAGAUUCCUUUACACAGUUUCGAUUUGCUGAUGAGAAAGAAUGGGAUAAAGAAAGCACAUGCCAUAAGCAGUUCUCUGCACUUUCUGUUGACUGCCAGUCUUUGGUCCAGGCCCUUCAGGAAUUACCUCUACAUCUGAAGUUGAAUGUAGCUGCUGACCUUGUACAGGCAUCAACACCUGUAGAGCUCCCACAGAUGAAAUCUAAAAUUUUUGAAGAUGUCAAGAGGAGAGAUCAGCUGUUCCGACAGUCUCCAGCUCAAAGUGACACCGUGUUGGUCUCCCCUCCUGUUGGCAAUUCUGUUGCUUCAUCAGAUCCUGAAAGUAAAAAUGGUUCUAGGGAAAAUGCAAGAGAACCAUUUCAGAAAAUCCAUCCACUAUCAAAGCAAGCGAAUGACCAUUUGGAUGAAGAACUGGAUCUUCUCCUGAAUCUAGAGGCUCCCAUGAAUACAGGAAACAGACCUGUGUCAGGUUCAUUAUCCUACAACAUAUCAGCUGAGGAAGAUUUGAAAAUGGAUUGUAAGGAAAAUGACCCUUUGAAAGUAGAUAUGCCUGAAGAGAAGAGUACAUCAUCACAGCAACAGCAAAAUACAUCUAAAGAUGUUACUGAGGAAGAGCUUGAAGAUUGGUUGGACAGCAUGAUCUCCUGAAGCUCAAAUUUCCUCAUGUGAAUAAUUGAAUAUAGCAAACAUUACAUAAAAAGUUUAAUUUUUUUUAUCCCCUUGUUAUUUCCUUUCUCUGUUUCACCUUGUUCAGUUUGCCAGUGUGCUGGCUCCUAAACUUUUGUGCAACAAAAAUUAGUUUAGAAGGGGUUGAAAAUUGUCAAAGACUAAUAAUACUAUUAGAAAGGAAGGUCUAAAAUUUGUGAUGAAAUUGGAAUUGUCUUUAAUAAAGAAGCAGCCUAUAGCAGACUAAGAGAACAGUUAUUGGAGCUUGUACUUGCUCUGUGUAGUCCUUCAAAUAAAGCUGUGAAUGAACAGUGAA
Molecule: messenger RNA, 1219 nt
Organism: Myiozetetes cayanensis
Lineage: Eukaryota; Metazoa; Chordata; Aves; Passeriformes; Tyrannidae
Gene: AVEN
Product: apoptosis and caspase activation inhibitor
Exons: 6
Coding region: 160-885 (241 amino acids)
Biological process (GO): negative regulation of G2/M transition of mitotic cell cycle
Source: RefSeq, a predicted model, not a curated record